AUGAGUAACAUUGUGUUGGUGUCAGGACCUCCCUCCUCUGGCAAGACUACUUUGGUUAGACAUUGCUUACGUGAAUAUGAGAGUGAUCGAUUCACUUUGGUAUGGUUGAAGGGUCUGUUACAUCGUGGAGACGUGUUGGCAUUGCGUGAGAUCAUUAGGUCGAUGGAUUUACAACGUCAUAUGUCAAGUGCACAUGCUGGCAUCGACGAGAUGACAGAGAGUAUAAAGGCGGCAUUGGGUCGUAGCAAGGGUGAUGACACAGCCGAUCCAAAGUACGCCAAUAUACCAAAGCAUGACAAACCGAUGAUCAUUGUAAUGGACGACUUUGAACACAUGGUCAAGCGACAACAAAAGAAACAACAUCUACUCUACAACCUACUGGAUCUCGCACAUUACAACACUGUCAGCAUGACCCUCGUCGCCAUCACCUCCUUCCAAGAGAUCCACACCAGUCUCGAGAAGCGUCUCAAGUCUAGAUUCACUCAGUUGCGAAUCACCAUGCCAUAUGUAUCAUUCGACGACAUGAUCAAGUCUUUACACAAUCUUAUGACACUGCCACAGACAAGCGAGGUAACAUCAUCCCAAGACUCAUUUGAAAGCAAGUGGAACCAAAGUAUAACAUCACUAUGUACAGAUCGCGACCUAAUUGACACUCUCCAGCAUUGUCAUUGUUUGAACAACACAUUCCCAUACUUCUUUAAGUUGUUUACUGAGUGCUUGUAUCAAUUGGAUCAUACAAGGAUGUAUUUGACAAAGGAGAUGGUGAUGGAGACGAUAAAGAGAGCAAGGAUUACAUGGAUGGAGCGUGUGAUGACUGAUAUGUCAUUGUUUGAGUUUACACAGUUGGCAUGCAUACUCAACUUAUCAAGGAAGCAUAGGGAUUUCCCUAUAACAUCAACAUCAUUCUCUGAAGUCUACGACAUUGAGUACAGACACUUCACAACCUCAUUCUACAAGACAUCAGACAUGGUUAACAAAUCAACAUAUCACGCUGCAUUACAAACAUUACUAAAGUAUAAAUUGAUAAAGAAGGAGGGUACUAACUUUGGAGAGUUUAUGCAGUUCCAUUUGACAAUCUCUGAUAUUGAGGCUUGUACAAGAGUUGUCAAGUCUCGUGGUGAUUGUCCAUCAUCACUUCAAAGUUAUAUAAGUACUUGGUUGGAAUAA
Molecule: messenger RNA, 1167 nt
Organism: Acytostelium subglobosum LB1
Lineage: Eukaryota; Evosea; Eumycetozoa; Acytosteliales; Acytosteliaceae
Exons: 5
Coding region: 1-1167 (388 amino acids)
Biological process (GO): DNA replication; DNA replication initiation
Cellular component (GO): nuclear origin of replication recognition complex; nucleus
Molecular function (GO): DNA replication origin binding; ATP hydrolysis activity
Source: RefSeq, a predicted model, not a curated record